AUGAUGACUUCUAAGUUUGAUAAAUCAUUUCUUUUAUAUAUACAGUCAUGGCCAGAAAUAGCUAAGUUCCAGAAUAAGCCCUUUCCCCUCUACGAUAAGCUUGGUGAUCUGUAUGGUGGGCAUAUAGCAGAAGGUAACUUCAACUUCACAUCAACUGAGGUUACAAAAGUGAGUGAUGGUGAUCUCGAAGUUGAAAGAGAGAAGACUGCCUUCUCUUUUGACCUGAAUCAAUACGGUGAUGAUUUACACAUGUAUGAUGAUCCAAGAGAUGCCGCCCCAAGUGAUGGUCCAAGUGAUGCUGCCCCAAGUGAUGGUCCCAGAGAUGAUGCCCCAAGUGAUGGUCCAAGAGGUGGUGCUGCUACAUCAAGCAACAAGCAUGUGAAGGAAUCAAAGAAGGGUAAGAAGCGUGAUGAUCCUAUGGUGGAAGUGAUGGCACAAUAUGUGGAGAUCAAACGAAAGCAAGCGAAGGAGGAGUCUGCUCUAUUGGUCGGGGCAAAAAAUGCGCAAGAAUUCUCCAUCAGCAAGUGCAUUGCUAUCUUUCUUAAUUCUGUCGCCGAAGAUGAAGAGAGUGAUGCAGUGUUUCUUCGGAGCGAAAUGGCAGAGUUGACUCAAAGCAUCUAA
Molecule: messenger RNA, 621 nt
Organism: Triticum dicoccoides
Lineage: Eukaryota; Viridiplantae; Streptophyta; Magnoliopsida; Poales; Poaceae
Exons: 5
Coding region: 1-621 (206 amino acids)
Source: RefSeq, a predicted model, not a curated record